This is a messenger RNA of Calypte anna (Anna's hummingbird), 1560 nucleotides long. It is a transcript of the gene ZFYVE21, whose product is annotated as zinc finger FYVE-type containing 21. The transcript is spliced from 8 exons. NCBI's taxonomy places the organism in Eukaryota, Metazoa, Chordata, Aves, Apodiformes, Trochilidae. Gene Ontology annotation, molecular function: metal ion binding. The record is from RefSeq and is a predicted model, not a curated record. Bases 87 to 839 code for a protein of 250 amino acids.
GCUACGCCCGUUCCGAAGGGGCCCGGCCGCCAUUGGGCAGCGGCGCUGUCAGUCGCGAGUAGCGGUGGCGGAGUGUGCGGGGGAAGAUGUCGGGCUGCGAGGCCCGGGACGCCAAGAAGCUGGUGCGCUCCCCCAGCGGGCUGCGCAUGGUGCCCGAGCACCGCUCCGCCCGCAGCCCCUUCGGCCUGGACGAGCCGCCCUGGGUGCCGGACAAGGAGUGCCCAAGAUGUAUGCAGUGUGAUACAAAAUUUGACUUCAUAACUAGAAAGCAUCACUGUCGAAGAUGUGGAAAGUGCUUCUGUGACAAGUGCUGCAGUAAAAAAGUGCCUCUGCCUCGCAUGUGCUUUGUGGACCCUGUGCGCCAGUGUGCUGAAUGUGCACUCAUCUCUCAGAAAGAAACAGAGUUUUAUGAUAAGCAGCUCAAAGUGCUCAUGAAUGGUGCUACGUUCUUUGUAACUCUGGGAACAUCUGAUAAAUCUGAGCUCAUGGUUUGUCGACUCUCCAACAAUCAGAGAUACCUGGUUUUGGAUGGAGACAACCACUAUGAAAUUGAAAUUAUACAGAUAUCAACUGUUCAGAUACUUACAGAGGGAUUUACUCCUGGAGAAAAAGAUAUUCACACUUACACCAGCCUUCUGGAGAGCCAGCAUAUUACUGAAGGAGGUAACAGUCGUGCCAUAGGUAUGAUUCUGCAGUACAAGGUACCAGGAUCAGAGGAGCUAACGCAGAUGAAGUUUACAGCCAGCGAAGACUUCAGCUGUAACAAGAAGCUGUCAGCAAGCUGGUUGGCAGCUAUGCAUAAGGCAACAAAACUUCUGUAUGAGUCCCGGGACCAGUAAGAACAGCAAAUUGUUGGCCACCUGAGGGAAAACACCAGCUCCAUGGACCUGCCUCUCCCUUUCUGAUGAUUUGACAGCUGGUAACAUUUGCUGUUCUUGACUUUUUCUCAUUCCAGUGUGGUUCAUUGUGUAAGAACUGGCAAAUGCAAUGUGAGUAUUUUUUUGAACCAUGAGUAUUCACUAUAGUGUGCAAUAUGUAUACAAUUAAUGCUUUAAACAGCCUCACCUUUUAAGACUUUGUAUAUUUUGUUAAGCCUUUCCUGGCACUUAAUAUGAAAGUGACCUGCACUACAGCUUAUGUACAGCACAACUUUUAUAAUAACAAUUAUAUAUAUACUGUUUGCUAAAAAAGCAAACAAAUGUGUAUGUCUCUUCUGCAGAGAAUAGCUUUUGGGCAUAGAUCUCAGGUUUUUCCCUCUAUCCAAAUGUUUAAAAUCAAUGUACAGUAAAAUCUGCCUUAGAUAUGAUUUUAUAGAAGCCACUUGAUUUUUUUUAAAACAUUUCAUUUUAAACAUCUGAAGAUUUCACCAAAUAUCACCAAAUUUGACUUAAUAUGAACAUGAUUUUGGAACUUCCUUCUGUGAUAAAUAAGCUUCCAGAAUAAUUCUUAGUUUUGUAUUUUCUUUUUGGUAACUAGCUUUUGUUAAUCUAACUGUAAUGCUAUUUGAAAUUGUAUACAACUUAAUGUACAAAAAUGAAUAAAUUAAUUCACUUAUUUAAA